AUGGCGCUUCCGGGCCGCCGGCGGUUACCAACAUCGCCUUUCCUCUCCCUCGUGAUUCUCCCGUUCUUGGUCUUCCUCAUCAGCUUUGCUGGACCAGCCGCUGCGGCUGGCUCGGCAGUUAUCGGACUAGAUGUCGGCACCGAAUACUUCAAAGCCGCAUUGGUGAAACCCGGAAUUCCACUUGAAAUUGUGCUUAGCAAGGACUCAAAGCGCAAGGAGUCGGCUGCCAUUGCAUUCAAGCCGACAAGAGAAAGUGAUGCUCCCUUUCCCGAACGUUUCUAUGGUGGUAAUGCGCUGGCAUUAGCAGCUCGGUAUCCGGACGACGUGUACAUCAACCUGAAGACUCUGUUGGGCGUUCCUUUCAAUGACGGAAAUGAUGAGACUCUCAAGAGCUACUGGAGCCGGUAUCCAGCCUUGAACCUCGAGACUGCCCCCAAUGGCCGUGGCUCCGUCGCAAUGCGCAGUAACCGUCUCGGAGAAGCGGAGAAAAAGGACGCGUUCCUGGUGGAGGAGAUUCUCGCCAUGCAAUUGAAGGAGGUCAAGGCCAAUGCAGAUGCACUGGCUGGCAAGGGAUCAGAUAUUCGGGACGUCGUCAUUACCUACCCCGCCUUCUACACCGCUGAAGAGAAACGGAGCCUCGCGCUAGCCGCUGACCUGGCCGGUCUGAAGAUCCAGGCUUUCAUCAGUGAUGGUCUGGCUGUUGGAUUGAAUUACGCUACUAGCCGUAAGUUCCCGAGUGUGUCUGAUGGAGAAAAACCCGAAUACCAUGUUGUUUUCGAUAUGGGUGCUGGGUCGACCACCGCCAGCGUGUUGCGUUUCCAGAGUCGUCAGGUCAAGGAUGUUGGAAAAUACAACAAGACUGUUCAAGAAAUUCAUGUUUUGGGAAGUGGCUGGGAUAGGACCCUUGGAGGUGACUCUCUGAACGAUCUGAUUGUCAACGAUAUGAUUGCCAAGCUGGUUGAAGAUAAGAAACUGAAGGACAAGGUCACACCGGAACAAGUCAAGGCCCACGGCAAGACCAUGUCCAGAUUGUGGAAGGAUGCUGAGAAAAUUCGCCAAGUACUAAGCGCAAACACAGAAACUUCAACUAGCUUUGAGGGACUUUACGACGAGGAUCUCAAUUUCAAGUACAAGAUCAGCCGCGCCAAUUUUGAAAAGAUGGCGGCUGAACAUGCGGCUCGUAUUGGGUCUCCUUUGGAACAGGCUUUGGAUUCUGCCAGCCUGAAGUUUGACGAUAUCGAUUCCGUUGUCCUUCAUGGUGGAGCUAUUCGGACACCCUUUGUCCAGAAGCAACUCGAGAAGAUCUGUGGCUCAUCUAAGAAGCUCCGCACCAAUGUCAACGCCGACGAGGCGGCUGUUUUUGGUGCUGCUUUUAAGGGUGCUGCACUCUCCCCUAGCUUCCGCGUCAAGGAUAUUCGCGCGAGCGAUGCGGCUACGUACCCGGUUGUUUUGAAAUGGGCUUCUGAUGGUAAGGAGCGGAGCCAGAAGCUUUUCACCUCCACGUCUCAGGUUGGCCCCGAGAAGCAAGUUACUGUCAAGAACCUUGAAGAUUUUGAAUUCAGCUUCUACCAACAGGUCGAAGAGAAUGGUCUACCUGUUCUGACCGUCCAGACCCAAAACCUGACAGCCUCCGUGAACAAGCUAAAGGAUACCCAUGGUUGCACGGCCAGCAACAUAACAACCAAGUUUGCAAUCCGCCUCAGUCCUGUGAACGGUCUUCCUGAAGUGACUAGCGGCGAUGUCAGCUGUGAAGUUGAGGUUGAGAAGAAGGGAAUCGUUGAGGAUGUCAAGGGGUUCUUUGGACUUGGUUCCAAGAAGGGUGAACAGCAGCCACUCGGUGAUGAGGAUGAGGCGAGCGAAUCGAUCACUCUCGAGCCCGAGGCGGAAUCUUCAACCACUUCAUCUGCCACUGAUACUUCUUCUACGACUGCUGCUACUACCAAGGAAAGCGCCAAGGCUAAUACCCAGACUAAACUUGAGACCAUUCCUAUUAGUCUUAAGUCGACUCCUCUUGGAACCCAGGCGCCUUCGGCCGCAGAACUUACUCGUAUUAAUUCCCGUCUCGCGGCUUUCGAUUCGUCGGAUCGUGAUCGAGUGCUACGUGAAGAGGCCUUGAAUGAGCUAGAGUCGUUCAUCUAUCGCAGCCGAGAUCUUAUUGAAACCGAAGAUUUCAUCAAGGCCGUUAAGAACGACCAGUUGACUACCUUGCAAGAGAAGGUUACUAAGGCCAGUGACUGGCUAUAUGAAGACAGCGACAAUGCCAAGACAGUCGACUUCCUGGCGAAGCUCAAGGAUUUGAAGUCUAUUGUCAAUCCGGCGCUGAAGCGGAUAAAAGAAUCUUCUUCUCGCCCCGCACGUAUCCAGCUUCUGCAGGACAUGCUCAAGAAUGCCGAGUCCAUGAAACAAUUGAUCGAGAGCCAGAUUGCCAACGAUGAAGAUAUUUAUUCUUCCUCGGUAUCAGCCUCGAGCACGUCAACCGCCACUGUCGAGGAUUCAGCGACCAGCUCUUCCUCUACUCCUACCCCUGCUACCUCUGGCGAUCCUUUGGAUGACCUUGACGACGAUUCAUAUUCCGCCACCACCACGUCUUCUACCAAGGCGGCCAAGCCAUCAGCUGCUGUCAAGCCCACCGGUCCAAAAUAUACAUUAUUUACUCCUUAUGACCUUGAAUCUCUCACGAAGGUUUAUGAGUCUACCAAACCCUGGCUUGAGACUCAGCUCGAGCUUCAAGAGAAGCUCACCGAGUCGGAUGAUCCCGUUCUCACCGUUGUAGAGAUUGAUUUCCGUCUGCGCGAGUUCGAGCGCAUAUUAAACCGCAUGUAUGAGCGAAUGACCGCCGCUGCUGGCCAGCAGGCCAAGAGCAGCGGCAAGAAGCCCAAGAAAGAUGGCAAGGACAAGCCGUCAGAGAAGAAGAGCAAGGGCAAGGAGACGCCUCAAGACGAUACUAAGAAGGAUGAGCUGUAA
Penicillium macrosclerotiorum is the source of this 2964-nucleotide messenger RNA. Its product is annotated as Hsp70 family protein. NCBI's taxonomy places the organism in Eukaryota, Fungi, Ascomycota, Eurotiomycetes, Eurotiales, Aspergillaceae. The transcript has a single exon. The record is from RefSeq and is a predicted model, not a curated record. The coding region runs from base 1 to 2964 and encodes 987 amino acids. Gene Ontology annotation, molecular function: ATP binding; ATP-dependent protein folding chaperone. Gene Ontology annotation, cellular component: endoplasmic reticulum chaperone complex. Gene Ontology annotation, biological process: cellular response to hypoxia; negative regulation of hypoxia-induced intrinsic apoptotic signaling pathway; endoplasmic reticulum unfolded protein response.